GGUGUGUCGCUCCAGUGUGUCUUUAGCUCUUGACAAGGUUGGUCGCGGUUCUGGUGCUCCCUCCGACACGGCAGCGGCUCUAGAUCUUGGCUGUUUCUUUCUCUCUCUGUCUCUGCAUUCGCUCGAGGAGACCGUGUCCUUGCGUGGGCGGUUUCCAGACACUUCGAACGUUCUUGCGUUUGCUAUGGAAACACGUCGUCCGGUGUGAAAGUCGCUUCAAAUAGCGAGGUCAGCGACCCAAGUUUUUGUGCUUGCAAAAGGAGUUCCCAACAAGUGGGGCUUAUGUGUUUUGAGUGCUCUGUGCAUGCGAGCUCGUGAGAAUGCAUAUUUUGUAUGAAUGAGUGCUUGCACUACCUGUAUUCCUGAAAAAAAAAAACUGGAAAAUGGAAUUUGACGGGUUAUAUAGAUUUCGUAGGAUUUAUGAAAAAAUUUUUUUCUAGAUCAGUUCGAGUUUAAUACGUGUCCAGUGUCCGUUAAAAGAGCGUCGCUUUAGUAGUUGAGACCGCUAGAGACAUACAGAGAAGCAAACAAUCUGUUCCAUGCUGUGUGUAUGUGUAUGUGUGUGUGUUUGUGCCAGAGAUAGAGGAAGAGACAUUGGAACCAGAUUUUGACUAGGCGUGACAUGAUCCUCCUCAUCGAUGUUGAAAGCUUUCGAAAAAAAGUUUCCUUGCUUUAACUGAUUUACGUACAUGCUAAUUCAAAGUGAUUGACGAGAGGCGGAGAGAGAGAGAGAGAGAGAGAGAGAGAGAGAGAGAGAGAGAGCUGUUUUGGGGAAAGGGGUACUGGGGAGUGCGAGAAAGCAUCGAGUUUUUAGAAAAGAACAGAGAAGAAAGAAAAAAAUCAUCGCUGUACUCGAAUGAAAGAUUUGGCGAAUUCCUUACGUCUUGAAUAAGAAAAGAAAUAAGUGUUUUGUGUUUGUUUCGCUUCAGCAGAAAUAAGGCCAUCAAGCAAACAGAACAGCUGUUCCAUUGGUUUGUUUGCGCAUUGUUUGUGAAGAGUAACAUGUAACGUUGAGGUGGAGGAAGUCGUUAAAGAUAGGAUUGCAAUCUACGUGUGUGUUGUAGUCUCUUUGGAGGAGGCCCCUCACGCAGGACCAAAAGGUUGGUGCCCACACGAUGAGAGUCGUAAAUGUAGAGGCAUUCAUCAUACCCUACACCUCCUCCUCAUCAUCUACAUCCUUGCCAACAUCUGUGUGUCCUCGACACCCUACCCAUCACCUGCAUCUGCAUCUCCAUAGCAAUUCCUACCUUGAUCUUUCCGUCUUCUUCAUCAGCUGCCACUUCGCCCUCUAGUGUGUCUCUUUCUGAUCAGACGCCAUGGUGGGUUGGCCAGCGCGAUGGAUGUCAAGCGUCGGAAGGGAGCAGCCAAAUCACCACUCUGGUCUCGACGUGACAGACCACGUUCCUGUUGGCCUCGACCUGUCCAGGGCCCCGAUCUCCACACCCACGCCCCCUCUUAAUCGCGCUCCUGACAGUCACAACGCCCCCCAAAAUCACGCUGACCUUCCGCUGGAGUCAUCGAAGAACCUCAUCCAUAGCCUGAAGGUGAAGAAAGUCGGCCAUAGCAGUCCUUUGCUGGAGGAGAAGUUUCCUUAUCAUAAAGACGUAGUCAUCCUUCAUCCCCAUCCUCCCGCUGUCCCGUCGUGUUCGAGGACGACUCCUUCUUGCCUUUCCGGGUCUCGAGCACCAGAGGAAGACAACCACGUACAGCCUCCGCCAGUUUCUUCCUGUGGCACUGAGGCUGUAGCGCCCUCACGCGGGAACACCAAAACCAAUAACCAUUCCUGCCCGUGCAACGCUUCUUCCACGCCCUCGGUGCCACCCACUUCGCUGAACGGCACGUCGCGACCUUCUGAAGGCACGCAGGUCUCCCAACACAUCAAUGAUAAUAGUGUAUGGGAAGACGGUGCAACAGAAACCUCGCCUCUCACCACCACUAACGGUGAAGUCGGCCGCUUCAGGGUUAACGGGGUAGCUGUGAUGGCGGCAGCUAAAGAAGAAACUGUGGCGGAAGCAGAAGAGGAGGAGGAAGAAGAAGGGGAGGGGGAUGCAGGAGAGGGAGAGGAUGAGGAGGAGGAGGAGGAGGGGGAAGACAACGAUACGAAAUGUGGGCUGGGAAAAUGGUGUUCGCCGCCCUGUGUUCAAAGACUGGCUAAUAAACAGAUGUUUCUUAUGGUGUUUUGUUUAACGUCUGUGCUACAGGGAAUGUUUUACACGUACUUUGUCAGUGUACUCACGACCAUAGAAAAGCUUUUUCAACUGAAGAGUAAAACCACUGGGAUUAUUAUGAGUGCCACGGAGAUGGGUCAGAUUGGCGGUGCUCUGUUGCUUACCUAUUACGGCGGGCAUGGGCAUCGACCCAAGUGGAUAGGGUGGGGUAUAGUGCUGUUUGCCUUCUGUGCUCUCCUCUGCUCGUUGCCCCACUUCUUGUUCGGACCAGACUUGCUAAAGAAGCACAUAGAGAUGACCUCUUCGGAGGGCAACCCUUUGGACAUGGCUAAUACUUGUAAGUUGCCGCAGACUAAUGUAUCCGUAUUAGUGCCAUUAUCAGGAGGGGCGGGGACAUGGGUGCUCGACUUCAACAGUGACAAUCGUUCUUUACCAGAGAAACUUCCUGAAGAAGGACCCUGUGAAUCAAGUGAUAGUUAUGGGGUUUUAGCCAUUUUCUUCCUCUCUCUCUUGGGCGUGGGCAUCGGGCAGACUGCUGCCUACAAUUUGGGCAUCCCUUACAUCGAUGACAACGUCGAUAACCGUGAAACGCCGCUUUACUUCGCUGGAACGAGCGGAGUCAGAAUUCUGGGUCCAACGUUAGGUUUUGUAUUAGGGUCUGUUUGUACUCGUCUCUACGUAAAUCCUAUGACGGAUCCUGGCAUCACCACCAAUGAUCCCAGAUGGAUUGGUGCUUGGUGGUUAGGAUUAGUUUUUGUGUCUGUGGCUUUAUUCCUGACGAGCACAGCCAUGUUUGCCUUUCCUCGUCGUUUGCCAUCAUCACCUAAGGCAGUACGCACAGUUUUCAAAGCUCCACUUCGCAAUCCUUCUCUGAGAGAUUUCCCACGAGCAGUGCGGCGACUUUUGAAGAAUGAAAUCCUCAUGUUACGCACAGCUAGCAGUGUUUUGCAUAUAUUACCUAUCGCUGGCCUGUACACAUUUCUUCCGAAGUACCUAGAGAGCCAAUUUCGCCUUCCUGUUCACAGUGCAGCUAUGGUGUCAGGUAUUGGAGGUAUUCUUGUAAUGGGCGUGGGUAUCUUUGCAAGUGGAGUGUUAAUUAGAAGAGCUAAACCUACUGCAAGAACUGUUUCUGGAUGGAUUGCCUUAACAGCUCUUGUAUACUCAAUUGGAAUGAUAAUACUGAUGUUUGUUGGGUGUACCCCUGAUGACUUUGUUGACCUGGAGGAAAGUGAAAGUCAAGGGAAGCACUUCACCUUCCCAUGUGAACGCAAAUGUGGCAAUUGUGACAAUAAUUUAUAUGCCCCAGUUUGUGAUUCCGAGAAGAAGACUCAUUUUUCUGCUUGCCAUCUAGGUUGUAGAAAUGCUACUAUCGGUGCAGGCUCAAAUAGACUCCUGUUCUCAGACUGUGAGUGUUUGGCAGAGGGUGCAACAGCAGAACUACGUUUAUGUGAACUGAAUUGUAGUAAUUUUGUAUGGUAUGUCAUAAUAUUUUCCUUUUUCGUAUUAAUACAUUCCACAUCAGAAGUUGGCGGAAUGUUAGUAACUCUACGUUGUGUGGAUCCUAAAGAUAAGGCCAUGGCACUUGGGCUGAUAUCUGUAGCAAUUGGCCUUUUUGGAAAUGUUCCAUGUCCUAUUAUUUAUGGUUCAGUAGUCGACUCCGCUUGCAUUCAGUGGAAAGUAAGGUGCAAAGAGAUGGGUGCAUGUCAACUUUAUGAUUCUGAUAUUUUUAGAAUGUUCUUCCAUGGUAUAACAGGUGCUGUAAUGUUGCUAGCAUUUAUAGUAGAUGUUGUAGUAUGGCACAAAGCUAAGUCUGUAUCUUUUAAUGAAGAUGAGGAAGGUCAGGAGGAGGCAACGCUUAUGAAUCCUCCAUCAUUAUCGCAGUCUCCAUCUACACCACCUGUGGUAAUUGAGCCAACUCCAACCACCUCCACAGCUGUUGAGAUUUCACCUGUUGGUUCCACAAGUGAAGAAGCCUCAGUUAGUCAAGAAGGUGUUCAACCUGAAUCUUGUGUUUAAAAGUAACGACAUUGUUUGUCAUAUGUUGGAGGCUGUGAAAUCUUCAAUGUUGUAUUUUUUAAGGCAAGAUUCAAGAGAUUAAUACUGUACUGUAUAUGAAAAACAGAAACGCUUAAUUACUUUUGUAAGUGGCAUAGCUUUGCUCCAAAGUACAAAGGGAAAAUUUUCCAGUAUAGUUAUAAUUAUUAACUUGGCAGAAGAACUCCCCGUGCCUUGCACCUUAUUAUAUUCAAGGAGCUCUUUGCUAUUUUAAAAGGCAUAUAACUCCCCUAGUCCUCAGAAAUGAGACAGAAUUUGUGGUUGACCAAAAUAAAAGAAACACAAAUUUAAACAUUCCCUUAUCCCUUCAACUCAGUUUUUGUAAAGUACUUGAAAAUAAAACAGAAAAGAUUAAC
Messenger RNA from Macrobrachium nipponense, 4579 nucleotides. Its product is annotated as solute carrier organic anion transporter family member 74D-like. Gene Ontology annotation, molecular function: protein binding. Gene Ontology annotation, cellular component: plasma membrane. The transcript has 13 exons. The coding region runs from base 1317 to 4184 and encodes 955 amino acids. Lineage: Eukaryota; Metazoa; Arthropoda; Malacostraca; Decapoda; Palaemonidae. Gene Ontology annotation, biological process: sodium-independent organic anion transport; transmembrane transport. The record is from RefSeq and is a predicted model, not a curated record.